AUGGCUGAGACUCCUGAACAACUUGCUGCUAGGUUAAGAGCUCUUGAGCAAAUGAACCAGAACCUUGGAAUGUUGUUGCAAAACCAGCUGAAUAACAACAACAACCACAACAAUAAUGACAACGACCCUCAAGCUGCUAUGGCUAAGAAACUUGCUGCAUUGAAACCUCCGCUAUUUAUGGGGAAGGAAGAUCCCAUGUUGGUUGAGAACUGGGUACGUGACUUUGACAAGAUUUUCACCGCUGCUAGUACCCCUGAUGCUCAGAAGGUGGAUCAAGCCACAUUCUAUUUACGUGAGGCUGCUGAUAUUUGGUGGGAAAAUGAAGGAGCCACCAUAAGAGCUCAACAGAAUUUUAACUGGGAUGCUUUUAAGACAACAAUUAGGGACCGUUUCUUUCCUGAGCAUAUCAAGAGGCAGAAAUACAGUGAGUUUAGUAGGUUUAACCAAACAACUGGUAUGAGUGUGCAGGAGUAUGCUGAGAAAUUUAAUGAGUACGCAAGGAUCCAAAAGAAGGUGAUCGGGGCUGGUACUGCUGCUACUUAUAAAGAGGCCUAUGAUAGAGCUUGUAAUAUUGAAAGGAUUUUGAAACGUGAGCAGGAGGUCAAGGAUAGGCAUAAGAGGAAAGGGAAUGGUGAGAGUUCAUCGAACCCUCAAGGUUAUGACAAGAGACCACGCCUAGGGGGUAAUAGCAAUAGGAAUGGUGGAAUUGGUCAGCAGGGAGGCCGUAACAACAACAAUCAAAGCAAUAAUCACCGAGGCCAGGGGAAACAGAAUCAGCAAGGAUCUCGCAACCGACCAUGCCGUAAAUGUGACAAGAGCCAUCCAGGACGCAACUGCAAUGGAGAUUUGCUUACUUGCUUUGAAUGUGGGGAGGUUGGUCACAAGAAAUUUGAGUGCCCAAAGAAGCAGAAUGGCAAUAAUCAAGCUUAG
Molecule: messenger RNA, 930 nt
Organism: Chenopodium quinoa (quinoa)
Lineage: Eukaryota; Viridiplantae; Streptophyta; Magnoliopsida; Caryophyllales; Amaranthaceae
Exons: 2
Coding region: 1-930 (309 amino acids)
Molecular function (GO): nucleic acid binding; zinc ion binding
Source: RefSeq, a predicted model, not a curated record